AUGGGUCUUGGUGAGGGGCCGAGGUGCGUUCUGUACUGCUUCCACCUUUUUCUCUUGGGGACGAAUGAGACCCCUCCCAACUUGAAAACCCAGGUACCUUGCUUCGAAGAGCGCCAGAUGACAUUUCUUGGGGUUGGCUGUGAGCCCAGCCCGCCGGAGUUCAGACAGCACCCCUCCGCAAAAGCUCCAGGUGAUCCUCCCAGAUGUGCUGUAGUUUCUUCUAUUCCAGCGGGAGCUACCUACAGCUACUCGUGUGAUGGGAUGGAGGGACGCUAUGUUACGGUGAAUAUUCCUGGAGACUCAAAGAUUCUUACUCUCUGUGAAGUGGGAGUCUACGUUAUCUCAGGUAAUUUGGCGAUAGGAAGAACCGCCACACAAUCAUCCACCUAUGGAAGCUGGUCUGCUGAACAAGCCAUUGACUUCAAUCCAGGUUUUAUACAGCCAUCGACAUUGUGUUCCUCAACCGAUACUCAGACUAACCCAUGGUGGAGGCUUGAUCUGGGCUCUGUGUACAGAGUUAAUAGAGUGGUCGUCACAAACAGACUAGACUGCUGUCCAGAACGAAUAAAAGCUGAGAUUCACAUCGGAAACUCUUUGGAGAACAACGGCAACAACAAUCCCAGAUGUGCUGUGAUUCCUAGUAUUCCAGCUGGCGCUUCCUCCACCUUCACAUGUAACGAUAUGGAGGGUCGAUACGUCAAUCUGUUCAUUUCUGUAAAUUCACAGUAUCUUACUCUUUGUGAGGUGGAGGUCUAUGGAGAAGACGACACUUGUGAAGAAGGAACUGAAGUCUGAGUCUGUCUGAAACUCCAGCUCCAGUCACAGUCCGUUCUGGUGGAAAGAGGCUUUUCUGACGCCGCGCUGCUGUGAUCUCAACCACAGGAAAAGGAAGUGAUGUUGAAGGAAGCUGCGCCAAGUCAAUGUGUUCAUACAGGCACUGUAAAACUGAUAAGGUUGCUUAUGAAUUGCUUAUGAAUUAAGAAGUUUUGCAUUCAGUAUAAGAACAUAAACAAUAUAUCUUGAAUUUUAAUCAUAAAAAAAAUUACAUCUAAGGUCUGGGUCAUGUUUGUAAAGAUGGAAACCUGGUUUCAUAAAGAAAUAUGUAACUUUGAGAGUGGUGCUAAAACACGGUUUCAAUACACAAACUCUUUUUAUUACCAUGACUCGGGUAAAAAUUGCUGUGUUUUUAUCAUGUUGCUUUAGUUAUGUAUUUUACGGUUCAGUUGCAAAAGGUUAAUGCUGGAAAUAUGCCCUACACCAAAUCCUACCCUAAACCUACCUGAUAGUGUUAACAAAUGUGAAACUGAUAGAAAAAG
Messenger RNA from Puntigrus tetrazona (Sumatra barb), 1316 nucleotides. RefSeq names its product fucolectin-like. Bases 1 to 795 code for a protein of 264 amino acids. The transcript is spliced from 6 exons. The record is from RefSeq and is a predicted model, not a curated record. NCBI's taxonomy places the organism in Eukaryota, Metazoa, Chordata, Actinopteri, Cypriniformes, Cyprinidae.